UCGUCAUUUCCUCUGCUGCCAUUUUGCAGUAGGGAAUCGUUGUUGAGCGGAGAGCUGAGAGCUGGGUGAGGGUCUGAACAGACUCAGAUUAAGGGUUUAUUUGACAGCUGUGUCGCUCUUGGACGGACCAGACAUUUCAUCCUCGACAUGUCGGAUUUUGACAGCAACCCGUUUGCGGACCCGGACUUCAGCAACCCGUUUCAGGACCCAUCAGUGACGCAAGUAACGCGGAAUGCCCCCCCUGGCCUGGAGGAGUAUAACCCUUUCACAGAUACAAAACCGGCGCCACCUGGCUCUGCCCCCAAAGCAAUGCCGCCCACUACCAACACACAGCCGGCCAUCAUGAAGCCCACCGAGGAACCACCGGCUUAUUCUCAGUCACAGCAAACACAGGACCAGGCGCGUGCCCAGGCAGAGUUAAUGCGAAGGCAGGAGGAGCUGGAAAGGAAGGCAGCAGAGCUUGACCGCAGAGAAAGGGAGAUGCAGUCUCUCAGCGCAUCAGGAGGGAGGAAAAACAACUGGCCACCUCUUCCAGAGAAAUUUCCAGUUGGUCCAUGUUUCUACCAUGACAUAUCUGUGGACAUUCCUGUGGAGUUUCAGAAAACAGUCAAGAUAAUGUACUACCUGUGGAUGUUCCACACAGGGACACUGUUCCUGAACAUAUUUGGCUGCUUGGCCUGGUUCUGUGUGGAUCCUUAUCGCGGUGUGGACUUUGGCCUGGCCAUGCUGUGGUUUCUGCUUUUCACACCCUGUUCCUUCGUCUGCUGGUACAGACCUCUCUAUGGAGCAUUCAGGAGUGACAGCUCUUUCCGCUUCUUUGUGUUCUUCUUUGUUUAUAUCUGCCAGUUCGGAGUGCAUGUAUUACAGGCCAUUGGCAUCGCCGGCUGGGGUGCCAGCGGUUGGAUCUCGGCAUUGACAGGCUUGAAUACGAGCAUUCCUGUCGGAAUCAUAAUGAUCCUCAUCGCUGCUCUCUUCACUGCUUCUGCUGUUAUCUCCCUCAUCAUGUUUAAAAAGGUCCAUGGGCUGUAUCGCACCACCGGCGCCAGCUUUGAGAAAGCUCAACAGGAGUUUGCCACUGGUGUCAUGUCCAACAAGACAGUCCAGACCGCUGCGGCUAAUGCAGCCUCCAAUGCUGCCCGAGGAGCCUUUAAAGAGCAGUUCUGAUUGGCCCAGAGAGAACAGAGUCCCAUUCUCUCCGUCCACGACACUACUCCUACUCCACCCACCCUUUUAUUCCUUUUAAAAAUACUCACAUGACUCGUCAGUCAUUCGUAAUACCCACCCAUUUCUGAUGCAGAGGAUUCCAGACUCCACCCCCUUUCUUCAUUGACUUACUGCACUCCAGUGGCUGACAGAGACUUAUUCUUUAUUUCUCCUCUCCUCCAGUCUCUCAGCAGGUGGUACACACCUGAGUAUGUGAGCUUGAGCAUUAGUGUGUGUCGGCAACGUAUCUUUUUGCACACACUUGUUUGUGGUGCGAGAGUUCAUUAUCGUGCAUUUGGGCCUUUUUCUGUCAUGUUCAAAAAACAAACGAGUCCGAAAAGAGACAAAAAGAGUGCCCUCGCAUACAUCACAUCAGCUCAUCCCACCACAAUACAUGCAACACAACACCUCCUCCCCCAUUCCCGCAGGGCUCUCAUUGGCUGAGAGGAAUGUCCGUGGCGCACUGCGCCCAGUAGGAGAUUCCGAUGUCGCUCUUGAUCUCCGAUUCGCCUUACGUUCACGUUCCUUCUUUUCUGCUCUUUCCGUUACCCCUGAAACACCUUUCCUGGCUCUCAGACAUGAGCUGAUGCUCUUCGGCCUCCUCACAGUCACGUCUGCGGCCGGAAUGUUUGUCCGGCCCGGAAAACCCGCAGGUGACCCCCCUCACAGAGUUGCAGGCCUUUUAUGCUGUUCCCCUAUGCCUGUGUGUGUGUGUAUAUAUAGAUCCCUGUAUUGCUUACACCAGUGUUUCCAGUUUAGGUCCUGGAGUAGCCCUGUCCAACUGUCCACCUCUUGGAUCAGGAAGAGCUGGAAAACACUCAAAUGUGCUGGACAGGAAUAGUUCAGGACCAGAGUAGGAGAGAGCAAAACAAAACUGGCUUAACAUGUAUAAGUAUAUUGGCUGAUUUCAAACCUGUGAACGUUUCUGAGCGCCUCCGGCCUUGUUCUUCUUUUUUAAAUCAACACAACUUUGGAAUGGAACCGUGGGAGGGGGCGGGAGAAGCGCGUGUAAUCCUCAGGAUAUUGCUCGUAAACGUGCAUGAGAAGCUUGCUAUGUCCGCCUCAGCUGUCCGGUCCAGCUUUACGGGGUACAGGACGCUUGGUGAGAGGAGAGAGGGCCGAAGGGGAGAAAAGCGCGCGUUUCAGUAAAUGACACUCUUCGGCACAACGAGAUCAAGUAAAUUCAAUAUGCUCGACAUAUGUGGGUGUGUGUAUAGUGUGUGAGUGUAUGUAUAGUGUGAGUAUGUGUGAAUAGUGUGUGUGUGAGAUAGGGAGAGAAAGGGGAGAAUGGUAAAGGAAAGUUCCAGUGUUUUUAAACUAAUUUCUGUCUGCUGCAUCUGUAUAAUAUAUUCAACACAUGCUAGAUCAGAGCUAGGGUGUUAAUUUGUGGAGAGCACAUUUUAUCAUAUACAACCCACUAGCUAGUAAUCUUACAGUAACCAACCUAUCGUUUCAGUUGAGCUCACAUUUAGCUCACUAGCUUACGCUUACCACAGUAGUCUAGGGCUACAGUGUUAACUUGAGGUUAGCUAGUGUUUUAACUCAUUUAGCUUGUUAGCUCACAAUUACAGCAGAUGGUCAGGGCUAGGGUUUUAGCAUGUUGAUUCAGGGCCAGGGUGUUAGCUUGGUUUGCGAAUCAGCUCACAGUAACAAUAUUAGCUAAGGUUUUAGCUUGCUGGCUUAGGGUAUUAAACUGUUGUUUAUUUACAUUUACUAUAUUCAUUCAGAGCUACAUGGUUAAAAGGCAGGCUAAGGGCAAAGUAUUAUCUAGCUCGUCAGCUCUUGGUUACCAUGUUAGUCUAGAACCAGGAGGAUAGCAGGCUGGCCUAAGGCUAGUGGAAGCUAGAUGUUAGCAUGUUAGCUCAGUUAUUGUGUUACUUUACAUUUAGCAUGUUAACUUGCAGUUAACGCGUUCCCUCAGUGUUGGUAAAGUUUUUAUUGUAAUGUUGUUUGAAAACCAGAUGCAGCAGGUAGAGCUUAUCAGGAAGAGCACUGAAACAUCCCUUUAAGUGUCUGAGUGGUUGAUUUAGCAGUUAGCAUUUAGCGGUUAGCAUCACAGAAGCGAGUUCCAGCCAUGAAGCGCUAUCUGGUCUCUGAAGCUGUUUAAACAGACCUACUUUUGCUCUUUUUUCUUUUCUAAAUCCUGAAUGGCUGAAACCUUGUAGCCUUGGUGACCGUCACCUAGAAACAGCCAAGUCUCAUGAUUAUGGGAUGUAAGCGUAUCAAGACUGCUUUAAGCGUGUGGAUCCUUUAACUGUUCAGCAGUGCUGUGUGUGUGCGCGCGCGCGCCUGUGUGUUAUCCUUAUUUUCCUUUUUUUCUGUCUCUUAUGUCUUGGAAUUUUCUUAGAUCAGUUAGCUUCCCAUCCUGUUCCCACCUUCCAGUAUGUGUGUGCGUGCGUGUAUAAGUGUGUGGGUGGGAGACAGAGUGUGUGCGAGUGUACGUGUAUGCAAGAGAGAUGAGCCACUGCAAGUCGUUCUUCCUUUUAUAAAUACAUUUCAACAAAAAUGGCACCUGAAUGUUUCUGUUAUAUAUUCAUAUUUUUUUCGUUUGAUUAAAAAUAAGGAAAAAAAACAAGAACAGGAAUCAACAUGGAAAGUUAGACAGAUAUAAUAGAUGAUAUGAUGAUGUGUGUGAGUGUGUGCGUGCGUGCGUGUUCGUGGCUUUAAGUUGUACAUUUUAAAUUGGAUGACACUAGUAACGUAGUUGAAACUACUGAAGAGAACCUGGCAGCGUUGUUCCAGAACGGAACCCAAGGGAUAUUUGUAUAUUUUGUAAAAUUGACGAGUGGUUGCCUGUUGUCCUGAAUUUCAUUGUACUGUACAAAUGCACUCUUGUCUCCCCCGCAGUCGCAUGUUGAGUAGUUUGAGUUUUGUAUAUUUAUUGUAUUAACACCAGAAUAAAAUUAAAAUAAAAAAAAUAAUGAAUAAAAAAAAUUCAACUACUUCA
Messenger RNA from Astyanax mexicanus (Mexican tetra), 4150 nucleotides. RefSeq names its product secretory carrier membrane protein 1 (gene scamp1). NCBI's taxonomy places the organism in Eukaryota, Metazoa, Chordata, Actinopteri, Characiformes, Acestrorhamphidae. The record is from RefSeq and is a predicted model, not a curated record. Gene Ontology annotation, cellular component: trans-Golgi network membrane; recycling endosome membrane. Gene Ontology annotation, biological process: protein transport. The coding region runs from base 148 to 1164 and encodes 338 amino acids. The transcript is spliced from 9 exons.